AACAUAAAGCAAACAAGUUCAAGAUUAACAAGCUGGAAGUGGGCAAUUGAAGUAUUCAAAUGUCAACAACCCAGCUGAGGAGUUGUGAGCAAUGGGCUAGUGGUAUUUCUCAUGGAAUAGAGCUCUACGUGUUCGAUUGUAAUCCUGAAAGGGCUCUUAUUACAGUCAUAAAGCACAAGAAAGAUGCACUUUAUAGUGAAGGGGUGAGAUGUGAGGAGAAGUCAUCAGAUGGAUGAUGACAACCACAACACUUCAAAUGGUUUGCCAGAAUCUGAGACUUGUUAAAUUGGCACAACUUUAAUGGCCCCUACUAGUACUAGAGCCACUUACCAAGAGACAACCAUACGCACCUAUAUGCUGUAUCAGCAGCCACUAUUAUAUUAGAUACCAUGCCCUUUGGGGCCUCUCUUGUUGUUGCUUGUUGGGUCCUCCCUUUUCAAUGCUCACAGUUUAUGAGGGCCAUGAUUCAAAGCAAACAAACAAACAAAACGACAGAGAACAGUUAAUAUAAUCAGAUGUUAGAAUUUUCCAUGUUCAGCCCAAUUACAACAGGUCGGUCGUUUUGUGGUCCAAUUCUCCAAUGUACAUCUACUGACGAGACUGAAGAAAUUUUUACUGCAGAAGCACUAUUCUUAUCCUUUGUGUGUUUCUGGGUUAAUAUAGUGGGAUCAGAUGUACAUCUGAUUCUUCUGAUUCUGAGAGCUAAUAAUAAUGAAACCAAUCAACUAAGCUUCAAGUUCUCAUUAAUUUGUUAAUUUACUAAAUUUUUCGUCUUCACUUUUUUUUUUUCUUGUUCAUGAUAUGCUUUUAGUAUUCCUGGUUCUGCAGAUAUCUGAGCGCCACACAGAUGUUAGCUAGGUUCCCAUGAAACUUUACCUCUAGUUGUGUAAGCUUGGAACUACCAAGUAGCACUCGUUAGCUUUCACUGAUUUAGUCAUCUCCAAAUUUUACUGCCAUGGCUCCUGUACCCAGUUCUCCUAUCAAGGUUGGUCAUAUUGAUGAUGUUCAGGAACUGAGAAAGGCUAAGCCAAAAACAAUCCCUGAAAGAUUUGUCAGGGAUAUGAAUGAAGGGCCAACACUAGCCAUAGCUUUACCUUCUCUGAGUGACAUACCUAUCAUUAAUUUCUCAAGGCUUGUGAAUGGCAGUAAAGAUGAUUACCAAACUGAAAGUUUGCAGCUUGCAAGAGCCUGUAAGGAGUGGGGAUUUUUUCAGGUGAUUAACCAUGGAAUUAAUCUGAGUUUGAUUGAGAGCAUAGAGGAGGUGGCCAAGAAUUUUUUCAUGCUACCUUUAGAGGAGAAGCAGAAGUAUCCCAUGGCACCAGGAACUGUUCAGGGAUAUGGACAAGCCUUUGUGUUCUCUGAGGACCAAAAUCUGGACUGGUGCAACAUGUUUGCUCUUGGAAUUGAGCCUCCCUAUAUAAGGAACCCGAAACUAUGGCCAAUAAAGCCAACAAAGUUCGGUGAAACUGUUGACGUUUAUUCAAGAGAAGUGAGGAAGCUGUGCCAGAAUCUAUUGAAGUACAUAGCCAUGACCCUUGGCUUGAAAGCAGAUAUUUUUGAAGAAAUGUUUGGAGUUGCUGUGCAAGCUAUAAGGAUGAACUACUGCCCACCAUGUUCAAGACAUGACCUUGUUCUAGGCCUAAGCCCACAUUCAGAUGGGAGUGCCCUAACAGUGCUGCAGCAAGGAAAUGGUAGCUCAGUAGGACUUCAAAUCCUUAAAGACAACAAGUGGGCACCUGUUCAGCCCAUUUCAAAUGCAUUAGUAAUCAACAUUGGUGACACUUUGGAAGUUCUAACAAAUGGAAAAUACAAGAGUGUGGAACACAGGGCAGUGACUCAUAAGGAAAAAGACCGUCUCUCUAUUGUCACUUUCUAUGCUCCAAGCUAUGAAAUAGAACUCGGACCAAUGCCAGAACUGGUGGAUGAGAACAACCCUUGUAACUAUAGGAGACACACUCAUCGAGAAUACAACAAACACUGUAACUAACAAGUAGCAGGGAAAGAAAACCCUGGAAUUUGCCAAGAUUAAACGCAACAGAUCUACUUUAUAGUUUUUAGAAUUUGUAUAUACUGGUGUUAGUGUUUCACUUCCUCAUGUCUUCUGUGUAGAAUAUAAGGCCAAAUUACAUGUUGGAUAUUAUAUAUAUAUAUAUAUAUAUAUAUAUAUAUAUAUAUAUAUAUAUAUAUAUAUAUAUAUAUCAAAAUGUGCGGGGGUCAAUGAUGGACUGCUCGAGUUGACUCAUAUUUGUAAUAGACUUUCAAUUAGUUGAAGCCUGUUACGCAUUUCUUGUCAAA
Messenger RNA from Hevea brasiliensis (rubber tree), 2295 nucleotides. RefSeq names its product protein SRG1-like. The record is from RefSeq and is a predicted model, not a curated record. Bases 956 to 1987 code for a protein of 343 amino acids. NCBI's taxonomy places the organism in Eukaryota, Viridiplantae, Streptophyta, Magnoliopsida, Malpighiales, Euphorbiaceae. The transcript is spliced from 5 exons.